AUGGUUGGGCACGACAUGUCUUGGGCUUCAUUUCACGUCCUUGAAGUCAUGGCGUCCCAGAAAUACCACCAGAAGCGAGUCGGCUAUCUCGGCGCCGUGCAGAGCUUCCGCCCUGAUACAGAUGUGCUCAUGAUGGCAACCAAUCUCCUGAAAAAGGAUUUGGCUGCCUCAACGCCGACCAUAAUUUCCCUCCCGAUCGCCGCGCUGCCUCACAUCAUCACCCCCUCGCUAUCAAUAUCCCUCCUUGGGGACUUAUUGCCCCGCCUCAGUCACUCUCAACCAGCUAUCCGGAAGAAGACUGUUGUCACUCUGUACCGGUUGGCGUUGGUGUAUCCCGAAGCCCUACGUGCUGCAUGGCCAAAGAUCAAGGAGCGCCUGAUGGACGUGAACGAGGAUGCGAGCGUGACGGCGGCUAUCGUGAAUGUCGUAUGCGAACUAGGAUGGCGGAGACCCCACGACUUCCUGCCGCUCGCGCCGCGCUUCUUUGAACUGCUGGUUGAUGGUGGCAACAACUGGAUGGCAAUAAAACUGAUCAAACUUUUUGCUACUCUUACGCCCCUCGAACCGCGCCUCGUCCGCAAGCUAUUGCCGCCCUUGACAAAUCUCAUUCGAACCACUCGGGCCAUGUCCCUGCUGUACGAGUGUAUCAACGGUAUUAUUCAGGGCGGGAUCCUGGGUGAGGGAGAAGACUUCUCCGCUAGGGAAGAGGUUGCCUCCCUAUGUGUCUCCAAGUUGAGGGGCAUGGUGUCUCUAAACAGCGACCCAAACCUGAAAUAUGUGGCGCUCCUGGCAUUUAACAGGAUCGUUGUCACCCACCCGUUCCUCGUCGCGCAGCAGGAAGACGUGAUUCUUGAAUGCAUUGACAGCGAGGACAUCACGAUUAGGAUAAAAGCACUCGACUUGGUGCAAGGGAUGGUCAGCAGCGAUAACCUAGUGUCGAUCGUCAGCCGUUUGAUGAGACAGCUCAAGGCGUCCUCGGCUGCACUAAAUCAGCAAGGGAACGGCGCCGAGAGCCACGAUCUGGAAACAGAUUCGAGCGACGAGACAAGUGCUGGUUCCAAACGGCUGUUCAAGACGCAGGAUGCACUACCACCACUCCCGGAUGACUACACUACUGACGUGAUUGGCCGGAUUCUACGCAUGUGCUCUCAGAAUAACUAUGCCAAUCUGGUCGACUUUGACUGGUAUAUCGAUGUUCUGACCCAACUCGUCCGUAUUGCGCCAGUUCCGCGGACGAGAGAUCUGGACUCGGACAUCACUGCGCCAACGGCGAGAGUAGGUGUCGACAUUUCCGAGAGAAUUGGCAACGAACUCAGGAAUGUGGCUGUGAAAGUUAGAGCCAUAAGGCCCGUCGCCGUCCGGGCAGCUGAGCUCGUCAUCUCGCGCCUGAGCUCUGAGAUAUCAAGCUCGCGUCCGGUUGUCCCGGGAGCGCUCAAACCCAUCGCAUAUGUGGUCGGGGAAUACGCUUUCGAGCUCUACUCCCCUGAUGAUGCCCUCCGGCACCUAUUGGGCCUCGUUUCGCGGAUCGAGAAUCCCGAGGUCCUUGCAACGUGCCUACAGGCUAUUCUAAAGCUAUUUGCAAGCGUUGCUGGGGAUGAUCAGACGCCUUGGACACCAGAGAGAAAAUCAGCCUUGUCGUUGUUAAUGGCCCGUGUCAUCCACGUGCUGGAGCCAUUCGCAUCACAUCCAAACUUGGAAGUUCAAGAACGUGCUGUUGAGUUCAUUGAGCUGCUCAAGCUUACGGCCGAGGCGGCGGCCGGCCAGUUGCCCUCUACAGACGAAUUGCAGAAGGACGCACCUUUACUCCUCACACAAGCUAUCCCAUCGCUGUUCACGGGAUGGGAACUCAACUCGGUUGCUGCCGGAACGCAGCAUAACGUACCGAUACCCGAGGGCCUUGACCUGGAUGAGCCGAUCCACCCGAACCUCAACAAUCUCCUGGCACAGGCAGACUCGCUGAUGCUGCCGGCUCAGGGCGAUGACGAAUUUGAAGUGUACUACAAUCGAAAACUGCCCCCUACGAGCAUCUCCAGUGGGCCAGCGAUAGAGAGGCUGGCGGAUGCUCCCGACGAAAUCCCUGGCUCGUAUCAGCAGGUCGGCGAAGAAAGUUACCUCGACGCGGACAUCAUCGCCCGGAGGAAAGCCGAGCGCAUGGAGCGUAACCGAGACGAUCCCUUUUAUAUUGGGGGUUCGACCCGGUCCGGGGGGACGUCAACACCCAUUCAUAACAUCCUGCAGAAAGAAAACGGCCCGGAUCUUGACAUCGACUCAAUCCCCAUUAUGCAGCUCGACUUGGAGAAACUGAGCGUCAGCAGUGCAAGUGCGGCGCCAGCGGCGACAACAGCAGAGAGACGACCCAAGCCACGGCAGCAGCAGCAGCAGCGCAUCAUCGUCGCGGCCGACGAGACACUCAGCGGCGUGAGUAGUAGGCCAGUUACGCCGCGCAACUACGACUCGGAAAACAACUCGGACAGUUUCGCAAAGGCCAAGGCUGCUAGAAAGCUCAAGCAAUCGCUGCUGCAGGUCGACUCGAGUCACUUGAAUAAUCUAAGUCUCCUUGAUACCGGCGACCGGCCGGACGACGAGCAGCAGCGGCGCGAAGAGGCCGAGAUGGCGCAGGCGAUGCGGGAGGUGCAGCGGCUGCGGCUGGAGAUGCAGCGGGCUAAUGAAAGGAUACAGGUCGCGCAGGGCGUACCGGCCGAGGGGAUCGUGGUAAAGAAGAAGAAGAAGACGGUGAAGAAGGCGAAGGGGGAGGAGGACAAUGGGGAAGAGGGGGUUGGAGUAAAAGUUAAGAAGAAGAAGAAGAAGGUUGUCGCUGGUGAGGGUGAGGGCGAGGGGUCGUCUCAGGCGGACGCAGCGCCGGUAGUCAAGGCGAAGAAAAAGAAGCCAAAGAGGAUAGUGCAGCUUGAUGGCGAUGAUGCCGCCGCAGGACAGAGCCAGUAG
Messenger RNA from Canariomyces notabilis, 2943 nucleotides. RefSeq names its product Adaptor protein complex AP-3 delta subunit. Gene Ontology annotation, biological process: Golgi to vacuole transport; protein targeting to vacuole; intracellular protein transport. The coding region runs from base 1 to 2943 and encodes 980 amino acids. Gene Ontology annotation, cellular component: membrane coat; endosome membrane; AP-3 adaptor complex. Lineage: Eukaryota; Fungi; Ascomycota; Sordariomycetes; Sordariales; Chaetomiaceae. The record is from RefSeq and is a predicted model, not a curated record. The transcript is spliced from 4 exons.